ACAAUGUACAAACAAAAUGGCGGCUGGAAGUGAAGGGAAUUCGUUUGCUGUGAAAAUAUCAAGAAGAAAUGAAUUGCUGCGGCCUCAUGUUCCAAACUGGAAUGUAUUUUCGCUAAAUCACGACAUGUGAGAGCGGUAUGUCUGGCAGCGUUUCGACCAGAACGAGAACGGUACGCGCAACACAGCCAUUUUCACCGGAUGUAAAGCUUGGCGUCCGUUCCAACAAAAAGAAGCAUCGUAAAACUCAGCCCAAACUGAGGCCGUGCAUAAAAUGCAGCAAGUCAUCAAGGCUUCCUCACAAAUCACUAUGUGCUGUCUGCAUGGAGGUGUGUGCCGAUCCACAAUUCCAGGCAAAUGUAAAACAGACGCAACUAGAAGAGAAAAAACGUUACCUCGACGAAGCACAAGCAUUCGCGGCCGACUUAGCGAAGAGCAUCAAUAACCCUGCGGCCGAGCGGCUGUACUGUCCAGUGUUUAGGACGCCGCACGGCGGGUGUGGAUGUAUGCAGAAGUACCUAGUAGGAACAGACGAUGGCACUCAUAAUAGAGCCCGCAUAUUGCUACAGUUGCUUCAAGAAGCAAAGAGACUCGCUCAGCAGAAAUGUUACAACUGGAGUGACGCCAAGUGUCGCCGAGGUGGCCAGUCUGUCGGACUGGGCAACGGUCAGAAACGUAGCAGCUCUUUUGAGCUGUUUGUCGCGGAACAUCGCCCUCGGUUGAGGGAUCUACAGCUGUGCGAGCGUGCCACACAGAGGGUGCUCUUCUACUCAAACAACUUCUUACAUCGGGUGCUUAAAACAGAGCCAAAUAAGGGGCAGCGUAUACAGCGUACGAAGGGCAAAGCAGCUCUUGGUCUACUUCAACCCAUAGAGGAGCUGCCAUCGGAAGCUUGCUGCCGCCGCCGUUGCACCGCAUUGGCGCGACAGUACAGAACUCUUGUCCAGCAGUGGAGAGAUCGCUCACAAAUGGGACAGAUGGAGACCCGCAGAGUUUUAGCCGAAAUGCUCACGCCUUGCGCGGCUACAGCUACGAACUGCUACAAAUUCAUCUCCUGGGUGACUGGAUGCAGCUUCACCACAAUAUCCAGAGUCAGUCGUCAAAUGCAGGAAACCGGGGGUGACAGGGAUCCACCAGAGCAUGGACUGAAAAAGUUGUUUCAGUCAAAAAACCUUCCUGAGGAGGGCGAUGAGCAAACCUCUACGCUGCAUGACAUUACAUGAUGUCAUCACCUAUCAGCAGUGUCCCAUCUCGGACUGAAAAUUUGGCAGUGUCGCGUAAUAUUAAUGUGCUAACGAUUAACAGGGAAACUUACAGCAAAAGCAGCUACCAUCAACACAUGUGUGGUUGACAGUAUUAAACAUUUGAGUGUUUAUUUUCGGUAAAAUAAUGAGUAUUUGUUUCA
Messenger RNA from Ornithodoros turicata, 1402 nucleotides. RefSeq lists its product as uncharacterized. Lineage: Eukaryota; Metazoa; Arthropoda; Arachnida; Ixodida; Argasidae. Bases 138 to 1220 code for a protein of 360 amino acids. The transcript has 7 exons. The record is from RefSeq and is a predicted model, not a curated record.